AAAACUUGACACGGAUUUUCUAUAUUGCGGUAUUUUGGGAUUAUGUAAUAAAAAGAAAAAUAACUUUAUACGUUUGUAAUUUGAAGCUCCGUAUCACAUGUUGGGGAAUUAAAGUUAAGAUAUCAUCGGGGCAUUCGGAAGGUUAAAACGACGAAAAUUAAGCCAUUGAAUCCGAUUUAACUAAGAUGCGGUUACAUAGAUGGUAUCUUAAUUUCUAAGUAAGUGCUAACUAAGUGUGAUCCCAAGUUUCAUGAAUUAGGGCUUUGAGAAUUUUAGCUUUUGUCUCGUUUUUUGAUAAGUAAGGUUUUUUUGCGUGGACUAGAAUUCCAUAAAACAAUAAAACCAAAAUUGUUCCGUAUCAAUUGUAAACGUAUGCAUUUUGUAACUAAGCGGUAAGAUGUAGGUCGGAGCACUGCCGGUUUGCCGGCCUGUCUUUCUGGCUGCUUGUCCGCUUGUCCGCUUGCAGACCCGCGGGUAGGUUGCCAUUGGUGACAGGAUGAGGAUUUGAGGUGCCUCGAAGUCACUCCAACUCACUCGAUCCUAUGUGGUCUUCUGCCCCAGCGCUUACCUGUCCCUGAGCAUGUGCAACUGGUCUGGUCUGGGCCAACCACUUCACAGGUACGCACUGGGCUUGCCGGAUGGGCCUUAUCCUCGAUCGAAAAGGUGAGUGAAGAGAGGAAUGAACGAGGCCUUUCUCUUGCUGACGUCCUCUAUUUGGAACAUGCCGCAUCAUGUUUUGGACGGAAUGGAAAGAGAUGGCCGUGUGCAUGAGGUGAACUCCGAUGAACCAUCGAUCUUAAGAUGAUGUCCUUUGGAAAGUGAAGCAAACACCGGAGGCGUUUGAAGCUAGUGAGAUUAUCGACCAAGUCUGAUUUACUUUUCUUGUCCAUUUGAUGAUGCUUUGAUGCCAAUCGGUGUUCCGAACAUCCAUCAGGGAAGUGAAGAGUGCGUGCCCUCCGAUCUAAAAUAGAGUGCCGUAAAAAGGUGCCAUUGAAAGACUGACCAGGGUAUCAGGGGUUCCCGGGCGGGCAACAUUCGCGACUACGGGGUCGCCUCCGCCAAUGGGGGUCGCCCCUGUUUUCGUCAUCUUAACUCCACUCGCUUGAGCAUCUCCAUUUGUGACCUUGCAACCCAGCGAGCCUUCCCUCCUGGCUUCCUCUAUCUGCUAUCUACCUAUCAACGUGGGUGACGUUGUUGAACUUGGUCCAUGAGCCCGCACUCACUCUGAGGCAAAAGUGGAUAGACGGAGGGUUGGUGGAGUGGCAUAGAGAUGAUGGUGGACAGCACAAGUGUCAUAUUUCCUGAAGCCAAUCAAAGAUCAACUUGCCAGGAGAGAGAGGCAUCAUUGUGGGAAAGCGGUGUUGUUGAGAACCCAAUCCAUUUGCCUUUGAACCUUCGAACGAACUCAAAGUGAUCUACUCCACGGGAUUGACUUGGAUUUUUUUUUAGCCCACUCCAAGCUCGACUUUUCGCCGCAUGAACCGUCAAUCUGAUUCAACCAUGAGAUACUUUGGCUCCUCCUACUUUUUGGGCGCACUCCUUUUGGCCUUACUUCUUUUGAGCGUGCGGCAUAUUUCCGUCACCGGGCAGAACAGCGAUCUGCAAGCGCGAUUCGAGACCAUGGAAACCCAGAUGAAAACGGACAAAUUCAAUCUUCAAACCAUGGAGGCAACCUUGAGUCAAAAGAAUGAGGAAAUUGAAAAACUUCGGACUGAGAAAUCCCAGUUCGAUGAGCGCAUUAAUGCUAAGGACCAAGAGAUCCAAGCCGCAAGUAACAACUGCAACGACCUGGAAAAAUCCAAGGUGGAUGCGGAUGAACAAGUGGCAGAUCUAUUAGAGAAGCUCCGACAAUGUGAAACGUCCAAAGAAAGUUCCGCCGCCGAUCUCAAUGCCACUUUGGAGGCGAAAAACAAAGCAAUUCAGGAUCUGACUGCUCGAUUGGAAAAGCUAAAUCCCGAGCCACAGCAACCCAAGAUGUCCCGUUUCACUGGCUUUCACGGUCGUGGCUCUGUUCAGAUGGCUCCAUCUCCUGGCCAGCUUCCAUUAGUUGAUCCUAGGGCCGUCGUCGUUAAAGAAAAGGCUAACAAAGUAGGUAUGACAUUUCAUAAGGAUGAUUUUGGCCGAUAUCUUCCAAUUCUUCCCAAAGCUCCCCGAGGCACACUCCGGAAAUCACCCAGGUUUAGCGUGGUCAAUAUGAAAUCCGAAGACGUAUUCAAGAAUCGAAAGAUGGACGACCUCAAGGAUGCGAUUGUCACGACUCGAAAGUCCAAUUUCAGUGAAGCUUUUUCAAGUAACGCGACGACGGCCGACUCCAGGCUUUUGGACAUUACUUCUACGACCAAGUAUCUGGGCGAGAGUCUCAUCGAUGCUGAGCAGGAUAUUACGAAUGGAGCAGAGCUUCGGGAAUACACAUCCAAUCUAAAGCCAACCGGAGAGAAGAAUAGUUCAGUCACCAUCGACACGAACCGACCGAAUGUGGAAAUUGAUUUACAUUCUCCCUCAAUGGCUAAUCCAGAGACGAAUCCAUCCUCAGACCGUAACAACUCAACAUGGGAGGGACCCACGCUAAGAGGCAGGGUCCACCCAGGAUCAUCCCACCCGGCUCAAGGCCCUAGGACUACUAGAGUUGGGAUAGAUCAUCUACCAAUGGAGGGAGAAAAGACUGAAAAUUAGCGUCGACGGACGGACGACUGUGAUGUCGAUUCGAGGACAAUUUUUGAGGCUGAAUGCGGCCCAACCAUCCACAAUUUUCUCAAAUUACAGUGUGCGAUCAGUCAUUUGUUUUCGCAUUUCGGGCCCUUCUGAGGAGUGGACUAGCUGGGACAUUCCUGGUUUCUUUUACUCAGACCCUGAUCACGGGGUCGAUGCAGGGUUCGCAAUCGUCAAAAUAAAGACCGAUACCAAUCAA
This is a messenger RNA of Tigriopus californicus, 2908 nucleotides long. RefSeq lists its product as uncharacterized. Bases 1477 to 2673 code for a protein of 398 amino acids. NCBI's taxonomy places the organism in Eukaryota, Metazoa, Arthropoda, Copepoda, Harpacticoida, Harpacticidae. The transcript is spliced from 6 exons. The record is from RefSeq and is a predicted model, not a curated record.